This is a messenger RNA of Musca vetustissima, 515 nucleotides long. It is a transcript of the gene Muted, whose product is annotated as biogenesis of lysosome-related organelles complex 1 subunit 5. The record is from RefSeq and is a predicted model, not a curated record. Gene Ontology annotation, cellular component: transport vesicle; BLOC-1 complex. The transcript is spliced from 3 exons. Bases 57 to 515 code for a protein of 152 amino acids. NCBI's taxonomy places the organism in Eukaryota, Metazoa, Arthropoda, Insecta, Diptera, Muscidae.
UUGGCAACCCUUAUAUCAUGUGACAACCAUUGACAGCCGAAAAAAGAAAAGGGAAAAUGAUAACAUUGGGAAAAGAUAUAUCCAAUAGUCAAUACCGCAUUUUGGAUCAUCGUGUUUUUGUGAAUGGAGAAAUUGAAAGUUUUCUCACAAAUUUCGAAACACAACGCAACGAUUCAGAAGUGGAAUCAUUAUUCAAAGUCACCGAGACGGUGGGUGCACUAAAAUACGAGCUAUCGGAUAAAUGUAUUAAUUUGGGAGCGGCACAUUUGGGUAAUAUUACAGCACAGCUGAAGGACCUAUUGGGAGAGGUGGAAAAUUUAGUUGAGGAUUUGCAAAAACCAAAGGUGCCAAGUCCCGAAAUAUUGGAAUCCCAGGCACAGCGCAGCAAACGCAAAGAAGAUUUCGAUUUGGAAUUGAAACACAACUACCAAAGAGUGGAAAAUUCUUUCGCUGUCAAAGAAGAGGAGAUAUCGGAAUUAUAUUCCGAUUUGCAGUUGAAACUUAAAUUGAAGUGA